AUGUACAAGUGCCAUGAGGCCUCCUCCUCCAACUACACCCCGCACAGUAUCCGCCACCGACACCUACCAAACAUACCCAACCAUAAAGAACCCCAAUCUCAAUGUCCAUCCCCCCACCCCCCACCCCCCUCCCCCUCCGCCUCCCCCCCGCUCCCCCUCCUCCAAUGCGACACCCUCCACACCCAACUCACAAAGUUCCACUCCACGGUGUCCAUCUACCGGGAGCUGUUCUCCAAGCCCGGCGCGCGCACCGUCAACUGGGCGCCGCUCAUGGACGUGAAGUAUACACAGCUAGUACAACACAACGCGUCACUUAAGGCUGUCAAAGCUACCCUCGACGACAAGGCCGACCGCACGGCGGAGGAGGAGGAGGCGUAUAAGGGGGUGUGGAGCCUGUAUUUGGCGGCGCUGCAGGGGUAUGGGGACUUGUGCGAGGUGUUGAAACCGAGGGCGGGGGCGGCGGUGGCGACGGUGGGGGUGAGGGCGUUGGAGGGAAUGAGGGGGGAGGGGUGGGUGGAUUGGGGGGUGGGGAGUGUGAGGAGGGAGGGGUGGGGGAGGUAG
Messenger RNA from Morchella importuna, 561 nucleotides. RefSeq lists its product as uncharacterized. The transcript has a single exon. The record is from RefSeq and is a predicted model, not a curated record. The coding region runs from base 1 to 561 and encodes 186 amino acids. Lineage: Eukaryota; Fungi; Ascomycota; Pezizomycetes; Pezizales; Morchellaceae.